Molecule: messenger RNA, 1700 nt
Organism: Cherax quadricarinatus
Lineage: Eukaryota; Metazoa; Arthropoda; Malacostraca; Decapoda; Parastacidae
Source: RefSeq, a predicted model, not a curated record
GAUAUUAGUAACUUUUCACUUGCAGAUGUUUGACCUCCUAGGCUUUGAAAGGUUUGAACUUAUCCAGACAUUGCUUGAGCACAGGUCACAGAUCAAGAAUCCUCCACCUGAUAAAGAUGCAAAAAUUGCACAGUUGCUAAGUGACCUUGAAAAUAGAGGAAUACCAGAGCACCCAGUGUUUGGUAAUCAAGUGACUGUUAUGAAUGAAACAGAGAAGCAGUUUCUUAAACAAGCACGCAAGGAAGAAAAGAAGUUGCUUAGGACGGCAAAACAAAUUGCAGGGGAUGAUGAAGUAGAGGAUUUUAGUCCAGAAGCUUUAAAGGCUAAAAGAGAACAAGCCCUGCGAGAAGCAUCUCAGGCUUAUCUUUUCAAGAGGUGUGAUCGUGUUACUGCUCCAGAAGUGAAAUUUCCAUACGUAUUUGACACUUACAACAAAGCCAGGCAGGCUGCUGGCUAUAUUGCAGGAAUGAAGAUAGCUCUACCAGAGGGUUUCUCUCGGACUAAUGACAACAUGAAAGAAGAGGUGGAGAUACCUGUAUCUGACCCAGCACCUCCUGAUGUUGGAGCUAAGCUCUUCCCUGUUAGUGAACUGGACAAGAUUGGUCAGAUGGCAUUCCAGGGAUGCAAGACAUUGAAUCGUAUCCAGACAGUAGUAUAUCCAGUUGCUUACCACAGCAACGAGAACCUUCUCAUCUGUGCCCCAACAGGUGCUGGCAAAACAAACAUAGCUAUGCUUGCUGUUGUGCAUCAGGUCCGGCAGCAUAUUGAAAAUGGUGUCAUUCAGAAAGAUAAAUUCAAGGUUGUGUAUAUUGCCCCAAUGAAAGCACUGGCAGCUGAGAUGGCACGUAGCUUUGGCAAGCGACUUGAGCCCCUUGGGUUAACAGUGCGAGAGUUAACAGGUGAUAUGCAUCUCACUAAGCCAGAAAUUAUGGCAACCAAUAUGAUAAUUACCACUCCUGAGAAGUGGGAUGUUACUACACGUAAACCAGGUGAUACCCAGCUCUCCCAGUUAGUUAAGUUACUAAUAAUUGAUGAAGUCCACCUUCUGCAUGGUGACAGAGGCCCAGUACUGGAAAGUCUUGUGGCUCGCACACUGCGCAUGGUGGAGUCUCAGCAGUCCAUGAUUAGAAUAGUGGGUCUCUCUGCAACACUGCCAAACUACAUAGAUGUAGCUACAUUCCUUAGAGUAAAUCCUUACAAAGGUCUCUUCUACUUUGACGGGCGAUUCCGUCCAGUACCACUAGGCCUGUCUUUUAUUGGAGUGAAAGCUAUGGGUAAGUUCAAGCAACUUGAGGACAUGGAUAAAGUUACAUUUGACAAGUGUCUGCACUUCCUGGAUCGUGGUCACCAGGUAAUGGUCUUUGUUCACGCCCGUAAUGGCACAUUACGUACUGCAGAAAAUUUAAUAAAGUUGGCUCAAGAGAUGGGCAAAACCCAAAGUUUUCUUCCAGUCGAAGGUCCGGAUGUUACCAGAGCUCGUAAAGAUCUAGGUCGCUCGCGAAACAAAAAAUUGGCUGAAUUAUUUGAAUCUGGAUUUGGAGUGCACCAUGCUGGCCUUCUGAGAUCUGACAGGACGCAGAUUGAAACAUUAUUUAGUCGAGGUCUCAUCAAGGUCCUAGUAUGUACAGCUACACUGGCCUGGGGUGUCAAUCUCCCUGCUCAUGCUGUCAUUAUAAAGGUACAAUAAUUAUUAAUCUUUC